Molecule: messenger RNA, 1245 nt
Organism: Mastomys coucha (southern multimammate mouse)
Lineage: Eukaryota; Metazoa; Chordata; Mammalia; Rodentia; Muridae
Gene: Zp3
Product: zona pellucida glycoprotein 3
Exons: 10
Coding region: 1-1245 (414 amino acids)
Biological process (GO): binding of sperm to zona pellucida; positive regulation of acrosome reaction; egg coat formation
Cellular component (GO): extracellular matrix
Molecular function (GO): acrosin binding
Source: RefSeq, a predicted model, not a curated record
AUGGCGCCAAGCUAUCUACCCUUCCUUUGUCUCCUGCUGUGCGGAGGCCCCGAGCUGUGCUAUCUCCACACUCUGUGGUCUUUGCCAGGUGGAACUCCCACCCCAGUGGGGUCCUUGUCACCCGUGGAGGUGGAAUGUCUGGAAGCUGAACUGGUGGUGACUGUUAGUAGAGACCUUUUUGGCACAGGGAAGCUCGUGCAGCCNNAUGAAUCAAGUCUUGGUACAAAUGGUUGCUGGAUUCCCUAUACCCCCCCCAUGGGCCAAGCAAGCCUCCACAGGGUGACAGAAGAUGCCCUGGUGUACAGCACCUUAUUGCUCCACGACCCUCGCCCCGUGGGUGGCCUGUCCAUUCUAAGGACUAACCGUGUGGAGGUACCCAUUGAGUGCCGAUACCCCAGGCAGGGCAACGUGAGCAGCCACCCUAUCCAGCCCACCUGGGUUCCCUUCAGAGCCACUGUGUCCUCAGAAGAGAAACUGGCUUUCUCCCUUCGCCUGAUGGAGGAGAACUGGAAUACUGAGAAAUCAUCCCCCACCUUCCACCUGGGAGAGGUAGCCCACCUCCAGGCCGAAGUCCAGACCGGAAGCCACCUGCCGCUGCAGCUGUUUGUGGACUACUGUGUGGCCACGCCUUCACCUGCGCCAGACCAGAACUCCUCCCCCUAUCACUUCAUCGUGGACUCCCAUGGUUGCCUUGUGGAUGGUCUAUCUGAGAGCUUUUCGGCAUUUCAAGUCCCUAGACCCCGGCCAGAGAUGCUCCAGUUCACAGUGGAUGUAUUCCAUUUCGCCAACAGCUCCAGAAACACGCUCUACAUCACCUGCCAUCUCAAAGUCGCACCAGCUAACCAGAUCCCUGACAAACUUAACAAAGCCUGUUCAUUCAACAAGACUUCGCAGAGUUGGUUACCAGUAGAGGGCGAUGCUGACAUCUGUGAUUGCUGCAGCCACGCCAACUGUAGUAAUUCAAGCUCUUCACAGUUCCUGAUCCACGGACCCUACCAGUGGUCCAAGCUUGCUUCUCGAAACCGCAGGCAUGUGACCGAUGAAGCUGAUGUCACUGUAGGGCCCCUGAUAGUCCUUGGAAACGCUAAUGACCAGACUGUGGAGGGCUGGACCUCUUCUGCUCAAACCUCCAUGGCUCUUGGGUUAGGCCUGGUCACCAUGGCAUUCCUGACUCUGGCUGCUAUUGUCCUUGGUGUCACCAGGAAGUGUCGCUCCACUUCCUACCUUGUAUCCCUUCCGCAAUAA